Pogonomyrmex barbatus (red harvester ant) is the source of this 1232-nucleotide messenger RNA. RefSeq lists its product as uncharacterized. Lineage: Eukaryota; Metazoa; Arthropoda; Insecta; Hymenoptera; Formicidae. The record is from RefSeq and is a predicted model, not a curated record.
GAUAAUUUGUGAUAUAAACUAUAAUGAAUAUUCUUUUUAAAAUAUAUCAUGUCUGACUUUUUUCCUUUUUUUGCUAUUGAAGAGAUUUUGCUAUUAGAAGCGGAUGAAAAUGCUUGACAUUUUUACUAUCUUUUCGUUAUCUGCAUUAUCACUAGAGACAUAAAUAUUUAUGCAUAGUUGCAUUCUGGUUUUAAAUGAACCUCUCAUCAAAUUUGAUAUUAAGCGAGGAUUCAUUUUCCUUAUCUGAAUUUAUAAGUAUCUGUACUUUUAAUUUUCUUAGUGGCUUGAUCUAGUCCAACAGUGAAGAUGAAUUGUUUGUACACCGGUUUUAUAUUUUUUGCGUAUAACUAUAUAAUAUGGGGCCAAGAUAUAGUGUAUCCAACAAGUGAAGAGAUGUCUCACGUCAGUGGUGGCAAUUCCACGAAAAUGACGGAACGUAUACCCAUAUCUUCAUCGGGUAGUUGCCCGGAAAACAUGCUUCUCUAUCCAGGCGAUGGAGCGAAGGACGCCUGGGUAUGCGAUUGUAGAUCUGGAUUCUUAUAUUUUCCAUUGAAUGAUUCCUGUCACGAAGCCUACAGACAAGGCCCUUGUCCACCCAAGAAUUAUGUUGUUCUUCCCGAGAACGAGACAGUUCCUCGUUGCGUAGAGAAUCCUUGCUUGGAGGAUGGCGUGGUACCGUACAACAACACGUGUUACCCUCUUAGAACAAUAGGAGGCCCGUGCGAACCUGAUGGAGUAAUAGGCGUGAACGAGACUACCUUCCAAUUGGAAUGCGAAGAAGCGGAUAUCGCACCUUUUAUUAUAAUUGAUGUUCCCCCAAGAAAAUGUCCACCAGGCAGCCGUAGGAGUACACUCGGUGAAUGCAAAAAAGUUAAGCAACGUACAUUACAUCAAGUUGCAUGAGGAUAACUUCGAUAUAUGUAUUUUAUAUUAUAAUUUAUAUACAAACAAUAUAUUUUAUAAUAGAAUACUUAAAGAAUAUUAAAUAACGAAAUUAGGCAUCAUAUAACAAGUAUUUCUUAUAUUACAAUUUUAAUAUAAUAGCUUUUUAUGAAUCAUAUAUAUGUAAUAGCAUCAAACAAGUAUAAAAGAAAUAGUUAUUAACUUUUAUUAUUGUAUUCUUAUAACUAUACUUAUAUUUGUUAUACUUGAAAAUAUAUCAUAAUAUGUACAUUGUUAAUGCUAUCUUUAUACAAGUCUUAUAUAAUCAAAUUAAAGACAUAUGCCAAAAC